Ochlerotatus camptorhynchus is the source of this 995-nucleotide messenger RNA. RefSeq lists its product as uncharacterized. The transcript is spliced from 2 exons. NCBI's taxonomy places the organism in Eukaryota, Metazoa, Arthropoda, Insecta, Diptera, Culicidae. The record is from RefSeq and is a predicted model, not a curated record. Bases 126 to 977 code for a protein of 283 amino acids.
UCUGCUGCCAUCCGUCGUACCCGAAAGUUCAUACGAAACGUGUCGAUGUGUUAUGGAGCAGAAGUGUUAAAAAGCUCCGGUAUUUGCACUGAGUGACUGUUGAACGGAAAAUUCACAUCUCCACGAUGGAUUUAUUUGUGAAAUUAAUUCUCUUCAUUUGCAUGAUAUCUCCGCUAUGUGUUCUUGGACAAGGACAAAUAUAUAACAAUUCACCGAUGUUACAAUACCUAGCGCAACAGUACCCUAACGGAGCAUUUGAUGACAAAAAGCCGGAAGUGGACCCAAACAACCAGCAAUUUAAGGAAUAUGUCAAAGUAUUGACACGAUUUGAUGAUUGGGCGACGGGCCACACCCACGUUAGGGGCCCGGAAGAGGUACUUCCUGAUGAUGAAUUUAAAGAUCCAACACCGAAAACUGUUGCCAACAAUAAAGCUUACAAAGAUUACGUUAACAAAUUAACUAGGUUUGAUUCUUGGGUAACGGGACAUAAAGUCCCAAUACCAUCGGAUCCAACAACCGAUGCUUUGCAUCAAGAUCUCGGACAAUAUGGCAUCCAAGCGUUACCUUCGUCGCGAAUAGAAGUCAGGCAGUUGCCGGGAGAAUUAACUGGAUUCAAUGAUAGAGCUCCAAUUGCUCCCCCAAAUAAAGCUUUCAAUGAUUACAAGAACGAACUAACGCGAUUUGAUUCAUGGGUCACAGGUAAAAAAGUGCCAAUCCCUGCAGAUCCAGCCACGGAUGCCCUACAUCAAAUCUUCCGCCGGUCUGUAAUAAGUUCUGAACAUAGCUUUGCCGACAAGUUCCAUGACCGUACUCCUGUUAAUCCAGUCGAGAGUCCAUCAUACAAUGAUUUCGUUGGUAAGCUGAAGCGGUUCGAUCCAUGGAUUACCGGGCAAAAGGUGCCGAUUCCGCGAGAUUCAACAUCGGAUACGUUGCAUCAAAUCAGCAAACGGUCAGUGCUACGUGGUAAUUAUAGUUGAAAUGUUUGCAAUGAUUGC